Messenger RNA from Penicilliopsis zonata CBS 506.65, 1606 nucleotides. RefSeq lists its product as hypothetical. The record is from RefSeq and is a predicted model, not a curated record. Bases 1 to 1557 code for a protein of 518 amino acids. Gene Ontology annotation, molecular function: oxidoreductase activity, acting on paired donors, with incorporation or reduction of molecular oxygen; monooxygenase activity; heme binding. Lineage: Eukaryota; Fungi; Ascomycota; Eurotiomycetes; Eurotiales; Aspergillaceae. The transcript is spliced from 3 exons.
AUGUCGCUGUGGAGCAGCGCAAUAUGGCUGUUGACCCGGUACCUGGACAUCUACGCAAACUCACUUUUUCUCCUAUCUGGAGAGGUAGUGGGCUCUUGGGUCCUAUUUGCCGUGCUCUCUUCUCGCAACUGGCUAUACGAUCAUGUUUUUGAUAUUUUCGACGAACCUCUCGCAUGGAAUGUCUCCAAAUGGAUCAACGAUAGGGAAUACCCUGAAGGUCUGAUGCAUUUCUUCGGCAUCUUCGGGUCUUCCUACGUCGUUCCUACCAGUCCGGCCGCACUGACGGAUGUUCUAUCCACACACGCAUACGACUAUUCAAAACCCUCUGCUUUCAAGAGAUAUACAACUCGCUUCUGGGGCCAUGGGAUAAUAUCCCAGGAGCAGGACGAGCACCGAACGCAUCGUAAAACCUAUCUGUCGGUGUUUAAUCAGAGCAACGUUGCCCGUCUGAACUCCACGUUAUUCGCAAAGUCCAUGCAGUUCGUGGACCGAGUUUCAGAUACAUGCGAGGAAAGUGGCAUUCAGGAUAUCACCGGGUUAAAGUCCGCCGUGAUUCCAAUCUACGAACUGUGUGCCUUGGUUUCUUUGGAUGUGGAUGGGAUCUUCUCACUCGAUUUUGACUUCAACACCAUCUGCGGAGAGAAUCGCGAGAUCUUUGAGGCACAUGAGACGCUGUUCAGCAGUACGCCGCAGGUACGGAAGCUUUUCUUGCUCUAUAAUAUCGCGCCUCAAUGGCUUCUUGAUAUAUUCCCUUCUUCCGCUGCGAAGAAACUGGACGCGGCACACGACCUGCUUGCUGGUGUCUGUCGCAAAAUCCUCCGAGAACACCUGGCCCAUCCAGCAAAAGAUGACGCGAAGGCGGUUGAUUUUGCAAGAAACCUCGUGAACAAGAAUCUCUACAAUGAGGACGCCGCUAUUUCGCAGAUCCUGGUCAUUCUUGGUGCAGGAUACGAGAGCACCGGUGGUACCCUCGCCUGGGUAUUCAUCUGCCUUGCCCGCAACCCACAAAUUCAAGAACAACUACGGCAGGAGCUUAUCGAGGCAAGAAAGGGCCCGGAGCCUUUAGGUGCAGACGCAAAUUAUGAAAAAUUCGUCAUGCUUCAUGCAGUGGUCAUGGAAGCAACCCGGCUGUACCCCGCAUUCGCCUUCUUGCCUCGCAAAGCCAUCCGAGACACCUCCAUUGCAUCCCAGUUCAUACCCAAAGGUACUUUUGUGGCCUUGUCUCCUCACGCGCACAACUACAACAAGGCAGUCUGGGGGCCUAAAGCUGCGGAAUUCCUCCCCGAAAGAUGGAUUGAUCGGUCUGAUCCGCUUCGCCCUAGACAAAACCCACUAGGAGGUGCCCCUGCAACGGUGUGCAUGAUGUCGUAUUUCCAUGGCGCACGGAGCUGCGUCGGGCGGGAGUUGGCCGUGGCGCAGAUGAAAAGACAGGUUGCGUUGGUAGUCGAACGAUUCCACCUCGACCCCGUGGGAGAUCCCGACCCCCGUCCGGUGGGCUUAUUUGCCACGACCCCCCCUCAUGAUCUCAAGCUUCACUUUACAAAGCUGCCUUGCUGAUUGCCUGUGCUGCAUGGAUGUACCGGGUCACGCUCUUUGCAGCUAGAAC